GUGCAACUAUGCUAGAAAAGAAAAAAUGACAUUUAAAAAGGUUUGUACUUAUCAAAAUGAGCCUAAUGAACUAUGGAAAAGGCAGGCCUUGUAGGGAAAAAGUUGUGAAAAAAUUAGGUAGGCCGGUCCAAGAUUGAUGUGGCUGAUUUCAAAGCCCAAGAAAAGAAACUCAUCGCUCAUCUUUUCUUUCAAAUGCCGAAGCAUUAAAUUAAUCUUCCUCUCCUCUGAACUCACGCUCCCUACUGCCCAGUGCCCAGUGAUCAUUCUACAUUUUCUUCUUAAACAAUCACACACUCUCUCAAGAUAACAGAUCGGAACUCAAACUUGAUUGUAUAUUGUCCUUGUCAAGGAGAAUUCACAUUUAGAGAGGGAGCACAGCCUUAUAAAGUCUAAGCAUGUAUAAUUGUGCAUCAAUAUGCUUACUGUGUGUGAUACUUAAGCUUUAUUUUGAUGCAAUUUCUUUAUUUCAGUCUUCUCAAACAAUUAAGGAGCAUGUUGUUUUAAGGAUAAUUGAUUAGUGUUUACUUCAUUAAAUGUUUUAAUUAUUUACAAUUACGUUCUUAAAACCCUUAAUUUAAUUUAUGGAUAGCACUAUUCUGCUCUAGUUGAACCAAGAAAAUGUCUGAAAUUUGGCUAAGUCAGUGACAAGUUGACAACCAUCCUUCAACUGAACCAGAUUGCUGAACUAGAUUGCAAGUCUUCAGGGGCUCCUUGUGUAUGCAUCCUGUACAUGAGAUAUCUCCUUGAUUCUAUUAAAAUUUCUAAAUUUAUAAAAAAUCUCCUGUGAUAAUUUAGGUUACUCUUGCUCUCUGGGGAUUGUCAGUGUCAGAAGCUAAGAGGUAUGUGCUUGAGUUCAUAAAUUUUUCCUAUAAUUAUCAUCUCAUUUGUGUUUUACAUAUAUGAUCUCUAGACAAGCUUUUAAUGAAUUUAGGAACCACACUAAAUGUUCUGUUUGGUGCACCUAAAAACUGUGCUAAUGCAAAACUGACACAGCAUUUGUUGCAUGACUAACUACAAUCUUAUCAGGGAGCCAGGGACAUUUAGAGCCACAAAAUCACAAAGACGGAUUGAGUGUAACCUAACUGUUGCUAUUGGACGUGAAGGUGGUGUAGCACCUCUAAUUGCAUUGGCGCGCUCUGAAUCUGUGGAUGUCCAUGAAACUGCUGCAGGAGCUCUUUGGAAUCUUGCUUUUAAUCCUGGUAAUGCUCUCUGUAUUGUGGAGGAAGGAGGAGUUCCUGCCUUAGUUCAUCUUUGUUCUUCUUCGCAAUUAAAAAUGGCAUGGUUCAUGGCUGCAUUAGCCUUGGCAUGUAUGUUUGAUGGGAGCUAUUCAUUUUAUCUCUGUGAUAGAUAUGACGCAUGUUCAUAAUUCUCAUUCUUUAUCUUUGUCUGCUUCUUUUAGAUAGGCCUGUUAUUUAUUUAUUUUUUUUCUA
This is a messenger RNA of Quercus lobata, 1430 nucleotides long. RefSeq names its product ARABIDILLO protein. Gene Ontology annotation, molecular function: protein binding. The record is from RefSeq and is a predicted model, not a curated record. The transcript is spliced from 3 exons. NCBI's taxonomy places the organism in Eukaryota, Viridiplantae, Streptophyta, Magnoliopsida, Fagales, Fagaceae. Bases 1004 to 1366 code for a protein of 120 amino acids.